UGAAUAUUAGGGCUUAAUCAAUAACUUCACUUGUCUUACCCUAGAGCCGCCCUUGGCCGCAGCCUAAAGCCGAACCUGAAAAAACCGACAAUAAUUUAUGGAAUACAACACACAGCAAAUACAAGAACAUGGCUAAGCUUCCGCUUGUGAAAGCGAGCCCGUCGGGGGUAUGGUACGUUGAUGCUGCAGAAUUAGAAGAUAAAAUUAUUGGAGAGAAGAAAAAUGUUGAGAUUAAGAAUUUAGACGAAUGGAAAAAGAAAGUGGAAAAGAAGAAGGAAAUGGGGGAGAGGUUAUUGGCGCAGUAUGCAAUGGACUAUGAGUCGUCAAGAGGACAAAGUGGAGAUAUUAAGAUGGUACUUACCACGCUAAGGUCAGGAACAGCUGCUGAUAAAGUGUCCGCAUUUUCUGUUAUGAUUGGCGAUAAUCCCACUGCCAAUUUGAAAUCACUUGAUGCUCUUUUAGGGAUGGUGACAGCUAAAGUUGGAAAACGCCAUGCUUUGGCAGGUGUUGAAGCAUUGAAAGAACUGUUUGUUUCUAGUCUGCUGCCUGAUCGCAAGCUGAAGACACUCUUUCAGCGGCCGAUAGAUCAUAUUCCGGAUAAUAAAGAUGGUUACUCGCUUCUACUCUUUUGGUAUUGGGAGGAAUGUUUGAAGCAAAGGUAUGAGCGGUAUAUCGCUUCUCUUGAGGAAGCGUCAAGAGAUGUCUUAGAUAUACUCAAAGACAAGGCACUAAAGACAGUUUAUGUUUUGCUUAAGUGCAAACCAGAACAAGAGCGUCGAUUGCUUGCUGCCCUAGUAAACAAGCUAGGAGAUCCUAAAAACAAGGUUGCAUUUAAUGCUGAUUAUCACCUAUCAAAGCUUUUGGCUGACCAUUCAAAUAUGAAGGCUGUGGUGAUUGACGAAGUUGAUAAUUUUCUUUUCCGGCCUCAUCUGGGAUUGCGAGCCAAGUAUCAUGCUGUUAACUUUUUAAGCCAAGUUCGUUUAAGUCACAGGGGGGAUGGCCCAAAGGUGGCAAAGCGUUUGAUAGAUGUAUAUUUUGCUCUAUUUAAGGUCUUAAUAUCUGAAGCAGGGGAUGGACGGAUGAUGAAUAAAAAGAGCGAGGGACAUAAAGAGGUUUCUGGUACUUCGAAAGAGAAGAAAGAAAAAGAUUCAUCAGAAUCUCAUAUUGAAAUGGAUUCACGCUUACUAUCAGCACUUCUUACGGGUGUGAAUAGAGCAUUCCCUUUUGUUUCAAGUGAUGAAGCCGAUGAUCUAAUUCAGGCCCAUACACCCGUCUUGUUUCAGCUGGUUCAUUCAAGUAACUUUAAUGUUGGAGUUCAAGCUCUCAUGCUCCUAGAUAAGAUCUCAGCAAAAAAUCACAUUGUUAGUGAUCGAUUUUAUCGUGCCUUAUAUGCUAAGCUCCUGCUACCAGCUGCAAUGAAUUCUUCCAAAGAGGAAAUGUUUAUUGGCCUGCUACUAAGGGCUAUGAAAAAUGAUGUAAAUGUGAAGCGAGUUGCUGCAUUCUCAAAGCGAUUGUUGCAGGUUACAAUUCAGCAGCAGCCUCAAUAUGCAUGUGGGUGUCUGUUUCUUCUGUCUGAGGUCCUCAAGUCCAGACCAACUCUCUGGAACAUGAUGCUUCAGAGUGAGUCUGCUGAUGAAGAUCUUGAGCAUUUUGAAGAUAUUACAGAAGAAGAUGAAAAUCGACCCAAUCCACCAAAGCGAACAGAUAAUGCAAGUGAAGUUGCUCAAGAACCUAACCACUUGCAAAUUCGCAAUCAUUCCCUGCAGGAAGAUGGUAGUUCUACUUCCGAAUCCGAGGAUGAUUCACUCCAAGCUAAUGUGUCGCCUGCUAGAGGUGGUUUAGAUGAACCAAAGGAUUCUAGAUUGCUGGCCGGAUUUAACAAACUUCUACCUGAAGGUUCAAAUGAAAAGCACUUAUUGCCCGGAGGAUAUGAUCCACGGCACAGAGAACCUUCAUUCAGCAAUGCAGAUCGUGUUAGCUGGUGGGAGCUGAUGGUACUGGCAUCGCAUGCGCACCCAUCAGUUGCUACCAUGGCUAGAACCCUUCUUUCAGGAGCAACCAUUGUGUAUAAUGGUAACCCCCUGAAUGAUCUUUCGCUGAAUGCCUUCCUCGACAAGUUCAUGGAAAAGAAACCAAAACAAAGCACUUGGCAUGGUGCCUCCCAGAUUGAACCAGCUAAGAAGUUUGACAUGCAAGGGCAGUUGAUUGGGUCAGAUAUUCUCUCCUUGGCUGAAACAGAUGCCCCUGAGGAUCUCGUCUUCCACAAAUUCUACGUAAAUAAGAUGAAGUCGUCGAAGAAGCCUAAGAAGAAAAAGAAGAAGACGCCAGAGGAUGAGGCUGCUGAGGAGUUUUUGACUGCGGAUGGUAGCGAUGUCGAAGAUGAAAUUGAUGAAGAGGCUGCUGAAGAGAGUGAAAAUGAGGAAAUCGACAGCAUGUUAGAGUCCAGUGGGACUCCCUUGGAAGCUAACGGUGAAUAUGAUUACAGUGAUUUGGACGAGGUUGCUAACGAAGAUGAUGACGAGUUGCUUGGUGAUAACAGCGAUGAUGAGAUGAAUGCUCUUCUGGAACAUGAUGGAGCUGACAUUAAUUCCGGCAGUGAUGAUGAAAAUGAUGCAGAAAAGGCAGAUGAAGUUGAUGAAGAGGAUGUUGUACAUCUAAGGAAAAAGAAAAGGAAGUCAGACAAGCGUGCCGGAAAAUCCCCAUUUGCUAGCCUUGAAGACUAUGAACAUUUGCUUAACAAGGACAGCGCAGAAAAGCCCACUAAAUCAAGAAAGAAGAGAAAGAGUUCAAAUUAAGCAUGCCCCUAGUUUACAUUAAAGAGUUGCUGAUUUUGACAGCCUAUCAUCACAGAUUCUCCCGAGAUAGGUGAAGGAACUCUUUAUAUACCACAUAUUGUUGCCUCAAUUUUUCCAGCACCUAAUGUAUUGUGUUGUAAUCUUAAAAAGCUUAGCUGAUAACUCCAACCAAUUUAUAUAUUGUCGAAUCUACUAUUCCAACCAAUUUAAUUCCAAUACACAUUAGAAACAACAGAAAUAUUUUGCAAGUUUAUUUUACAGUAGACAACUAAUUGAUCACA
Nicotiana attenuata is the source of this 3076-nucleotide messenger RNA. Its product is annotated as CCAAT/enhancer-binding protein zeta-like. Gene Ontology annotation, cellular component: nucleus. The record is from RefSeq and is a predicted model, not a curated record. NCBI's taxonomy places the organism in Eukaryota, Viridiplantae, Streptophyta, Magnoliopsida, Solanales, Solanaceae.